AUGGGCUCCAUCGCAUCGGUGCUGCAAUGGCAUUGUCAGGCGUGUGGUCAGAUCAAUCCAACAGAGAGUGUGAAAUGUUUAAAAUGUGGUACAAAGAGAAUUUCGAGUCAUGACAGUGGAUCACAAAAACAUUACUUUACGGGAGAUUCUUCGUCAGAAUACGCUUCUCGCACGGAAAAAAGUGGUGGCACAACUCCUGGCUCGGAAGCAAUCGUCAUACCGACAACAAAUAACUUCAAUAGUGGGUGGUCGUGCGUGGGGUCUGCGCCGUUGGCUCGGCGCGCGUGGCGCUGCGGUUGCGGGCUGCGCAACGUUUCUGCAGCCUGGCGCUGCACUGCCUGCGAUGCAAUUGCCCCUCACGCGCCCGUCUACAGACUUUCUGAUGAUGAGGAGCAAACUUCAGGGAUGAUGGACAAGGAUAAAUUGGCUCAAGAUAACACUAUGAUAAGAUCCAACACCCUGGCAGUUCCCUCAUAUAAGCCGUCAUCGAGUUACGCCGAUGGUAGACGCCUUAACCUUGAUCUUCAAUCGCUACGUUUGUCACCAACUCAAUUAACAGAUCAAGCGCACGGUGUGACGAGGUCCCUAUCACAUGGAUCGGUGAUCAAUUCCCAGCAGAAGUGGUGGAAUGUGGAAGAGAGUAGGGGUACUAUAAACAGACCAACAAGUCUAAUGGUCUCUGAGAGAUAUGGUUUCAACCCUGCUCAGUAUAAUCCUCGAGAGUCUUUCCUACGGAGCCUUCACUCUGUAACUAGGAAACCGAAGAAGUGUAAUGAAAGUAAAUCGAAUUGGGAAUUGAAUUACGUUAAGGAAUAUCAGAGGGAGCAGAGUAGGGCGUUAUAUCUUAAAAAGUGGGCGUGUAUUAAAUGCACUCUCGAAAAUUCUGGGAUCAGAACACACUGUGAAGCUUGUUUAUCACCGAGGGUGUCGCCUUUGUCCAGAAUUUCGAACACACGAGGCUUGAGUGUUACUACUCUUGGUAGACAUGAGACGGCGAGCGGAAGGGAUGGUGCCACAUCGCUUCCAACAUCGGGCGGUGUAAUGAUAACAGUGCCCGACUGGCCCCAAACUGGGAGUUCCAGCUUAAGGGAACCAUUCCAAAGGUCGGUCUCCGCUCAAAACUCUCCAGAAAUCCGACCAACCUACAGGCGUUCUUUUUCAGAACAGACUGAAAAACGACCAGUUGGCAAAGUUAUUUCCAGCAGAAGGAGUUUAAGCGACUAUCACAAGUCCAUGGAAAAUUACAGCGUAACUGGUUCGAAAGGUGAACAAAAAGAGAAUGCGGUGGAGAAGAAGACAGAUGAAGGAGUCUUGGAGUUAAUUGACAAGGAAUGUAGUUGGGACACUAAUGCGGAAGGAGUAAUUUAUGCUUUACCUAACAAAGGGAAGUAUAAAGAUUUAAAUCUCCAACUCCAAGUCAAUAACAACGGAACAAAAUACUCUUAUGUUUCAGUCCAGGACGCAAAAAUUGUUAUGAGCAAUUCUCAAAACGAGGCGUUGUAUUCCAACGAUAUCAGCGAUGGAGAUUACGCUAGGAUCGAUGAAUUGUUGGGAGCUGAGAAUUGCAUAUCUCCAAUAACUGAGAAUAAUAUAAGGACUUCACAUAUUACUACAGCAAAAGAAACAAGUGCGAAGGUGUUCAAUAUGCUGCCAUCUAUUGGUAAAGUGUCGCACAAUCCGCGGGAGCAAUCUAAAGUGCCUUCUACACAGCAGCAACCUACUGCUCGCAUGUGGCAGUGUGGGGAGUGCUGGUAUGCGUACAAUGCGUGGGGCGCGCGCUGUGAAAUGUGCCGCAGCGCGAGGCUGCCGCAUGCGGUAACGCUCGCCACGGCUGCUGAUCGCGACCGAGACCGAGACCGGGAUCGAGACCGUGAAAGGGAACGGGAGCAGCGCGUCAGUCCAAGACCGGCCGUAUCAUCAGAAGCGAACAACACAAAACAGGACGCGAAUCGAAACGACCCACCAAAGAAGUUGCAGGUCCCAAUAGCCUCGUUGGACCACGACCUGAACAGCGAUGAGUUGUUAUUCGCAGUGGUGUCGGGUGCGGAGCCAAGCCCAGCGGUGGGCUCGUGGGCUUGCGCGCGCUGCACGCUGCUCAACGAGCCCGCCGCCAAUACUUGCGCCGCCUGUGCUGGCUCGCGCACCGCACAGCCUACGCCCACUGCCCACUGGUCGUGCAGUUCGUGUACUCUGCGCAACCCGAUGUCGGCCAGCCUAUGCUUGGCCUGCAAGACUCCACCUGUGCCUAAACAUGGCGUACCCAGCUCCUCUGCAGACCUCAACCAGGGAUCCAGUGGUCGUAGUCCAUCGCCAAGACGCAGCUCCCGCCAUACACCUGCUCUGCCACGUCGAGGUUCCAGGCACAAAACCCCUCCCCCUGAACCAAAGUGGGAGUCGGGCGAGUGGGCGUGCUCGGAGUGCACGUACGCGAACGGUGCGUGUGCGCUCGCGUGCGACAUGUGCCACGCGCCGCGCACGCGCCACCUGCCGCCCGCGCCGCACCAGUCCGCCGGCGACGACGACGACUCGCCGGAAGGUUCAGAUUCGGAGCGAGAAAGCACUCCAAUGGAAAUCCUUCGGUUGAGAGAGGAGAGUCAUGCUUGGACGCAGUGGCAAGAAGUGCUGGCGCAGUGUGCAGCUACCGGCGAGCCGUACGUGGACGAGUCGUUCCCGGCGGCGGCGCGCUCGCUGUACUACGACGGCGCGGGCCCCGUGGGUGGUGAGGGCGGGGCGGCGGCGCGCUGGCUGCGCCCGCAUCAGAUACACGUGGACGCGGACCCGCGCCUGCCCUGGCUGGUGUUCCGCGAGCCGCGCCCCUCCGACAUCUCGCAGGGUGCGUACUCCCCGCACUGCUCGUAUUGCCCGCCUGCACCAGAUACACGUGAACGCAGACCCGCGCCUGCCCUGGCUGGUGUCCGCGAGCCGCGCCCCUCCGACAUCUCGCAGGGUUCGUACUCCCCGCACUGCUCGUACUGUCCGCCUGCACCAGAUACACGUGGACGCGGACCCGCGCCUGCCCUGGCUGGUGUUCCGCGAGCCGCGCCCCUCCGACAUUUCGCAGUGUGCGUACUCCCCGCGCUGCUCGUACUGCCCGCCCGCACCAUAUACACGUGGACGCGGACCUGCGUCUGCCCUGGCUGGUGUUCCGCGAGCCGCGCCCCUCCGACAUCUCGCAGGGUGCGUACUGCCCGCACUGCUCGUACUGCCCGCCCGCCCCAGAUAUAUGUAGACGCGGAUCCGCGCCUACCCUGGCUAGUGUUCCGCGAGCCGCGCCCCUUCCACAUCUUGUAG
Parnassius apollo (apollo) is the source of this 3291-nucleotide messenger RNA. The record is from the annotation of a GenBank genome assembly. Lineage: Eukaryota; Metazoa; Arthropoda; Insecta; Lepidoptera; Papilionidae.